Astyanax mexicanus (Mexican tetra) is the source of this 3221-nucleotide messenger RNA. RefSeq names its product Ras-related GTP binding Ca (gene rragca). The transcript is spliced from 7 exons. Bases 223 to 1371 code for a protein of 382 amino acids. Gene Ontology annotation, molecular function: GTPase activity; GTP binding. The record is from RefSeq and is a predicted model, not a curated record. Gene Ontology annotation, cellular component: nucleus; lysosome; Gtr1-Gtr2 GTPase complex. NCBI's taxonomy places the organism in Eukaryota, Metazoa, Chordata, Actinopteri, Characiformes, Acestrorhamphidae. Gene Ontology annotation, biological process: positive regulation of TOR signaling; regulation of autophagy; cellular response to starvation.
AAAGUGGUGACUUCGUAAUAGGGGGAAACACUGAGGGACGGAACACGAAUGUUGCUGAUCGACUUUGCGCCCCUCUAUUAAUAGACAGGCGGGCAUUUUCUGCUUAUUCACGCUACAUUGGAUGUCUACUGGAUGUACUGCAGCCGUAUGGUAAAGCAGGCGGGGGUAGAGUGAAGAAAGAGGGCGUUUUGGGGGGAGAAACGAGCCUAGUGACGGGCCAAGAUGUCGAUUCAGUACGAGGAGCCGCCGCUGGCUGAUAGCUAUGGGGUGGCGGACUCGUUCCCUAAAGACUUCGGCUAUGGAGAAGAGGAGGCCGACAUCGAGGACAGUCCGGCACCUUCCGACAGCAAGCCGAGGAUACUGCUGAUGGGUUUACGGAGGAGCGGCAAGUCGUCCAUUCAGAAGGUGGUGUUUCAUAAGAUGUCCCCCAAUGAGACCCUGUUUCUGGAGAGCACAAACAAAAUCUACAAGGAUGACAUCUCCAGUAGCUCCUUUGUCAACUUCCAGAUCUGGGACUUUCCUGGCCAGGUGGACUUCUUUGAUCCCACCUUUGAUUAUGAGAUGAUCUUCAGAGGAACUGGAGCGUUGAUAUUUGUUAUCGAUGCUCAGGACGAUUAUGUGGAGGCCCUAGGUAGGCUGCACCUCACAGUAUCUCGAGCUUACAGAGUCAACCCUGAAAUCAACUUUGAAGUCUUCAUCCAUAAAGUGGAUGGCCUAUCUGAUGACCACAAGAUUGAGACCCAGAGGGAUAUUCACCAGAGGGCGAAUGAUGACCUGGCUGAUGCCAGCUUGGAGAAACUUCAUCUAAGCUUUUAUUUGACGAGUAUCUAUGACCACUCCAUUUUUGAAGCCUUCAGUAAAGUGGUUCAGAAGCUCAUCCCCCAGCUGCCCACUCUGGAAAACUUGCUCAACAUCUUUAUUUCUAAUUCAGGAAUUGAGAAGGCCUUCCUGUUUGAUGUGGUUAGUAAAAUAUACAUUGCCACAGACAGUUCUCCAGUGGACAUGCAGUCGUAUGAGCUGUGCUGUGACAUGAUUGAUGUGGUCAUUGAUGUUUCCUGUAUCUAUGGACUAAAGGAAGAUGGCAGCGGGAGUGCAUAUGAUAAGGAGUCAAUGGCCAUUAUUAAACUCAAUAACACCACCGUCCUCUAUCUGAAGGAAGUCACUAAGUUCCUUGCGCUUGUCUGUAUACUAAGAGAGGAAAGCUUUGAACGCAAAGGCUUAAUAGACUACAAUUUCCACUGUUUCCGGAAAGCGAUCCAUGAGGUAUUUGAGGUGGGACUGUCCACGCCGAGGAUGGGUCUCCAGGCAGCUGGCACGCCAUGCUUGAUGAAGGCGGUGGCUCUCAACGGUACCCCCAGGAGCACCGUGUAGAGACAGCAGCUACAGAGUGGAGGAGGUAAAGAACAGAGAGGAAGUGGGAGUCAGUGAAACACAGAAGGACAACAAAUGGGAGGCGUGCUAGCAUGCCGGCCAUUCUCUCCGCUCCCAAAAGCCUUAUACUGAGAGCACAGGACUCUAAAGCCACUAAAAGAAUACAAACCUGCAGCAGUGGAGCAGGUGCUGCAACAUAACGGGGACAAGCUUGCUAAGCUGCAAUAGGACAGAAGGGAAGAGGCACAAAAAAGAGCUUGAUUGCUCUCUUUGUGUGACUUAAAGGCAUUAACAAACUGUUCAAAAGCAUAAAACGAGUAACAAGAGAUGCAAGCCCCUGAGAGGGGAUGGGAUGGGAAGGGAGGGUAGGGGAAGGGAGAGCACCCCGGCCCUCUCAGCACGAAAUCUUCACACUCUGAGAACUACCUGGCCAACAGAAAAGCUGGAUAAACUCUGUACUGCUCUGCUCUUGUCCACAUCCCUGGUUUAAUCCUCAACAACUAGUCAAGGAAGACACUGUGUGAUGAUACUAGGUAUUGUGCACCCAGCUAAGGACUAGUUUGGCCAAGUACACACAACAACACUUGUGAAGCCUAAUAUAGUGUAGACUUGCCUGAUACGAAUACCUGCUUAUACCAUGUUCACAUAAUUCUAUUUCCUUAGCUAUUGAUGCAUUUUUAGGGUUUCCAAGGAGAGUCAAAAGGGACAGGAAUGUAUGAUUUAACUUGUUGGUGUCUGAUGGAUGAACGUGUGCGUGUGUGUGUGUCUGCGCGUGUGCGUGUGUGUGUUGCUCUCCUGCUAAUUCAGGCACACAAAACCGUGACCUCACACACAGGGCUGCACAGGUGUAACAAAUAUUAUUAUUAUUAUUUUUUUUUUUUUAGUUACAUGAUUUGUAAUUAUGAUUUGAAACAAUCAGUUAAUGAUGCCACAUUUUCACCACAGAAAUCCCUAUGGUUUAUCAGGCCAGAGGAGCAUCGAAUUAGUCAGAAAUUCACAACUCGGUGGGAACAUUUUGUGUUUUGUUUGUGCACUCACUAAAAAAAACAAAAAACAAUGAUCUUUGUGUUUUUGUCUGAAUACCCAUUUAAGGAGUAGUGCUGUUUAUAACUAGUAGUGUUUAAUUUUGAUGCAGCAGACCGAUCACUAAAUCCUAAAUGGAACGCAUUCAUCGCUGUGUUUUUAAUUCUUUAGAGGCCAAAUAUCCUGAUUUAGUAGUCUGUGAUAUGAAUUGUGCAGCCCUACCCUACUCUACUCUCACAUUGAGAAUGUGCUGAAAGUGUUGCAAAACAGGGGAAAUAGUUGUACAGUCAAGCUGUAGGACACUGUAAUUGCACUCACUUCAGUUAGUCGCUUAGUCUCGGAGACUCCAGUGAAGUUACCACAUCCUUGGCACAUGGCCCUUAGAGUCCGAAUGACCUUUGAAAAAGUACAUUCCGGUUUUGUGGUGCCAAUAUUUUAACAGUUUCAUGUUCAUGUUCACUCUCUUCACAGAACUGCCCAUUUUUGUUUUUUAGUUUGGCUUAAAAAAUAUAUUAACUAUGAAAAGCGUAAUUACACAAAUCCUAGGAUUCCAUAUUAUGCCCAAUAUAAUGGUCAUUCCAAGCAUGUCUACAAAAUCCAAGUUGUCUUGCAAUCAGCGUAACUUUUUCAUAUUGAAUUGUAGGGGGAUCUGCGCUCAGAAUAAUUAAAAUCAGCAAAAGAACACAACCAAAUCUGUCAUUCUAACUAUUAACUAUGGGGUUAUCCUGUGAUUCUUGCUUCUCAAACUGCAUAUAAAAUUACGUCUUUUUUCUGUUCUGCCAAAGAUGUUACCAUUCACAAAAAAAUAAAACAUACACCUGAGACAA